Mytilus californianus (California mussel) is the source of this 426-nucleotide messenger RNA. RefSeq lists its product as uncharacterized. Bases 1 to 426 code for a protein of 141 amino acids. Gene Ontology annotation, molecular function: 3'-5' DNA helicase activity; four-way junction helicase activity; nucleic acid binding. The transcript has 4 exons. Lineage: Eukaryota; Metazoa; Mollusca; Bivalvia; Mytilida; Mytilidae. Gene Ontology annotation, biological process: DNA recombination; DNA repair. The record is from RefSeq and is a predicted model, not a curated record. Gene Ontology annotation, cellular component: cytoplasm; chromosome.
AUGCUGAGACCUGUCAAAAUUGAUGUCCUUAAGUACCACCAAUCACAAAUUUCAUUAUUAGUGUUUGAUGAAUGUCACUGUAUUUCUGAAUGGGGAUUAGAUUUUAGGCCAGAUUAUAGGAAAGUAUCAGAUAUUGUAAGCCUGUUCUCCGAUAUUCAAACACUUCUACUUAGUACCACAGCUACAAUGUCUGUCCAAAAUGACUUGUACAACCUGCUAGCUUUGGAUGAAGAAAACACUAGAGUAGUUGCUAAACUUCCUGAUAGACCUAAUGUAUUUAUACAUGUUGAACAGCAACCCUUAGCUUUUGGAUUAGGGAUUGAUAUCCCAAACAUAAAUAUUGUUGUCAGCUGGGGUGUCGUGACGGUUAUACUUAUACUUAUCCAUAUUCAAGGAGUUUGUCACUAUGCUCUGACAAAAAAAUGA